AUGAAGAAUAGUUUUUUACAUAUGAUAAACUUUGGUGUGUUCACUCCGCAACACACAGCGUUUGAGGUGGUCCGAGAAAUAAACCCGAAACAGACACCCUCUCCUACACCUUUGACUUUUGAUUUUCCAACCGAUUCCGAAAUGAAAAGAAAAAAUUCUGCAAAUUCACGACCUUACUGUGAAAAAAAUUACCAGAGCAAAAUUCCCAUGUCUGACAUUUCAACAAACACCACCACAGAAAGAGAUUUUGAAAGUCUUCCCAAAGAAGAAAAUGACGCUAUGCAAACCAACAUAAAACGUAUCUCAAGCAAACCAGGCCAUUUCCAAGUUGCUGCAGUGAGUACUGAUCUUUACCCGGGCAAUGCCCAGACAUUGUCAUUGCCUUCCGAUGUGAGCAGCAUUGACAAAGAGCCAAGCCUCUUUGCCCAACCAAAGUUACAUAGUACAUUAAUUAUUGCAGAGAAAAUCAAAGCAUUGCAAAAGAAACGUCCAGAUUUGACGCGUGAAUUGAAGAAGAGCCUUGUAAAGAAAGAACAGAGAGACAAAAUUAAUGAAAAGGCAGCCUCUAAAGUUGACAUUCGUUCCAACAAAGACCUUUAUCCUGGACUCAUCAGUAUUUAUUUUUAUUCUCUCUUUCUCUAUCUUUUUAUCUCUCUGUCUCUUUCUUGUUUUCUUACUCUCUCUCUCUCUCUCUCUCUCUCUCUCUCUCUCUCUCUCUCAUUCGUUUUCUUUCUCUCUCGUUUUUUUUUCUCUCAUUUUCUUUCUCCCUCUCUCUCUCUAUUUUCUUUCUUUUUCCCUCUCUCUCUCAUUUUCUUUCUCCCUCUCUCUCUCUUUCUCAUUUUCUUUCUCCCUCUCCUUCUCUUUUUCUUUCUCCCUCUCCCUCUCUUUCUCAUUUUCUUUCUCCCUCUCUCUCUUUUCUCCCUCUUUCUCCUCCUCCCUCUCUCUCUCAUUUCUUUCUCCCCUCUUUCUCUCUCAUUUUCUUUCUCCCCUCUUUCUCUCUCAUUUUCUUUCUCCCCUCUUUCUCUCUCAUUUUCUUUUCCUCCCUCUCUCUCUCUCAUUUUCUUUCUCCCUCCCUCUCUCUCUCUCAUUUUCUCCCCCCCCUCUCUCUCUCUUAUUAAUUAA
Acanthosepion pharaonis is the source of this 1122-nucleotide messenger RNA. The record is from the annotation of a GenBank genome assembly. NCBI's taxonomy places the organism in Eukaryota, Metazoa, Mollusca, Cephalopoda, Sepiida, Sepiidae.